AUGGCAGAAGACUCGGUUGACAAAAUAACUUCACAAGCGGCCAAACUCAGCUGGCUUAAAGGCAAGAUCAAUCUAGAGGUGGUCGAAUCUUCCAGUGAAAGUUCAAAGAAGCUUCUGAUUGGUAAGAUUCUAUCCAACAAGUCCUUUCCAAAGAGUUUAGUCAAAGAAAUUUUGGUGAAAGCUUGGAAUGUGAUAAAUGAUAUAGAAGUGACAGUAGUAGACAAGAACAUUUUUAUGUUUUCUUUUCUACAUGAGGCAGACGUGAGACGUGCUUGGGAUAGAAGGCCCUGGACAGUCAAGGGCGAUCAUUUAAUCCUAAAACGUUUCUGCUUUGAUAUCAGUGUGUCUGAAGUAGAUUUCUCCACCACUGAAUUCUGGAUUCAAAUCCAUGGUCUCCCACUUAACAGAAGAAGUAAGGAGAACGUGCUGAAAAUUGGUAGUAUAGUGGGUAAAGCUUUGGAUACAGAUUUGGUUGGCCCUGGUUCUGGGAUUUGGAGCAAAAGUGUUAGAGUUCGGGUUGAAUUGGAUAUUUGUUGCCCGUUAGUGCCAGGUUUCCCGUUGGAAAGGGAUAAUCUUCCUGUUCUGUGGAUCCCAUUUAAGUUUGAAAAAUUGGGGAAUUUUUGUUUUGGUUGUGGUUUGCUUGGCCAUGAUCUCCGUAACUGUCAGGAUUUGGGAGUCCAGAACUGUGGUUUCUUUGGAAAAUGGCUAAGAGCAGAUAAUGAUGAAUUUCAACCGGGUAUCAAGUUGGAUGAUUUUCACAUUCCAAAUCGUCCAGCAAUGAUGUCCAUUAUCCCAAAUUCAAGGCCCUCUGUUCAGAUAAACCAGUCCAGUCGGAUCCAAACAACCAUGGGUUCUCAGGAUGAAAUGAUCACAAGGGAGGCACAUGGCAAAAGAGAAGAACCAGUGGAGGUCCUCGAGCAGUGUAGGAUGGUGACUCCCCUUCAGAAUGAUGGGACUUCAUUGGAAAAGGUUACUGAUGUCCGACUUGGUGUUGAAUUAGAAGUAGUGUUUUCUGAUAGGAAUAUGAUAGCGGCUCUUGUCUAUUCGGAUCCUCUUGAAGCACCUUGGCUUCUUUUUGCUAUCUAUGGUCCUUUUCAAAGGUCUAAAAGGAAAAAAUUCUGGGAGUUGCUAGAGAACAUGGUCUCUUCAUUUUCGGGGCCUUGGGCUGUGAUUGGUGAUUUCAAUUGCAUCAAGAGGGCGAAAGAGAAAUGUGGUGGUAGGUUAGUGGCUGAGAGCUCAGUGAAUUGUCUUAGAGAUUUUAUGUUGAAUACAGGUGCUAUUGACCUUGGAUUUAUUGGGCCUUCAUUCACAUGGUCUAAUAGAAGGGAAGGUUUGGCCAAUAUAAAAGAGAGAUUGGACCAAUGUCUGUGUGAUCAAGAGUGGCAGAACUUAUUCCCCAAGGCUGGGGUUAGACACCUGUGCAACCCCAACUCGGAUCAUAAUCCGAUAAUGCUUGAUACUCAUUUAGAUUCUGGGAAGUGGCCUCGACCAUUUCGUUUUGAAACUAUGUGGACCAAGGAGGAGGGUAGUAGACAGGUGGUGGAAGAACUUGAUGAUUGGCUCACAAGAGAAGACAUGCGGUUACAGCAAUGUUCUAGAGAGUUGUGGGUUAAAGAGGGGGAUCGUAAUUCUAGAUUUUUCCAUCUCUCAACCAUCAUCAGAAGGCAUAGGAAUUGCAUUUCAGAGAUAAAGUUGGAUGAUGGGUCGUGGAUUAGAGAUCAGGAGGAUAUCCAGAGAUAUUUUUUGGAUAAUUUCUCCACUUUGUACAAUUCUUGUCAACCCCAGUCCCCUAUGAAUCUUGAGAAUCUCAUUCAACCGUGUGUUUCUGAUCAAGAAAAUAUGGGGCUGUGUAAAGUUCCCUCUAGAGAUGAGAUUAAAAAAGUGGUUUUCGAGAUGAAAGCCCUUAAAGCCCCAGGUCCAGAUGGCUUCCCAGCUCUUUUUUAUAAGCAUUACUGGGACAUUGUGGGGGACCAGCUAGUUUUUGCUGUCCAAAGUUUCUUUCUUAAUGGCAGGCUGCAGAAAGAUUUCAAUAAAACCUUCAUCUCCCUUAUUCCAAAAAAGAAAGGUGCGCAUAAUUUUAAUCAUUUCCAUCCUAUCGGUCUGUGUAAUGUGAGUUAUAAGGUGAUAUCGAAAAUCAUUGUUAAUAGACUAAGGCCUCUUUUAGAUAAAAUGGUGGAUCCAGCCCAAGUGGCUUUUGUUCCGAAUAGAUGGAUUAAUGAAAAUAUAGUUCUGGCUCAUGAGAUUAUGCAUAGUUUCAAACACACAGGGAAGAAGAAGGGUUUUCUUGGAAUCAAACUAGACUUUCAAAAAGCAUAUGAUAGAAUGGAAUGGAGUUUUCUGUUGGAGGUUCUUAGAGCUUUUGGUUUCAGCAACUCCUUUGUUAACCUCAUUCAUCAAUGUCUAUCUUCAGUUGAAUUCUCACUUCUAUUAAAUGGGAGCCAAUGUCCAAGUUUCUCCCCCUCCCGUGGCCUUAGGCAAGGUGACCCAAUAUCACCUUAUUUGUUUAUUCUGGGCAGUGAAGUUCUUCUGAGACUUAUAAACAGGGAGGUUGAUCAGCAGAGGCUAUCUGGUGUUAAAGUGUCCAAUACUGCUCCUCCCAUUUCUAAGCUAUGUUAUGCUGAUGACAUCAUAUUAUUUUGCAAGGCAAAAUCUUCUGAGCUAGCCACCCUCAAAGUUUGCCUAGAGAAAUAUUGCUCUUGGUCUGGUCAGUCCAUUAACAUAGAAAAAUCUGGUUGUUUCCCCUCCAAAGGGGUGAGCCCUCAAUUUAUCAAUCAAGUGAGAUGUAGCUGGGGUCUGAAUAUUCUGUCAAAUAACACCACCUACCUUGGAGUUCCUCUCUUUCUUUCUAGGAGCAGGAAUAAAGACUUCAGAUACAUUAAAGAGAGGCUGGAUAGUAAGCUAAGUGGAUGGAAAAGCAAGAAUUUGUCUUGGUCUGGGAGAGCAACUUUUAUCAAAUCGGUGGCCCAAGCCAUUCCAGCCUAUGCUAUGUCUACCAUCCAGCUGCCUAAAGGUCUUUGUGAGCAACUUGACGAGUCAACUCACAAAUUUUGGUGGAAUUCUAAAUCUAAGUCUGGUUCAUACUGGACUCCAGUAUCUUGGUUUACUCUUUGUUGGCCCCAAAAGGAGGGAGGCUUGGGUUUCAGGAAUCUCUGGGACUUCAACCAAGCUCUCCUCUCCAAAUUUGGCUGGUGGAUUUUAACAGGAAAAGAUUGUCCUUGUGUUAAUGUGCUGAGGGCGAAAUACAAGAUCCGUAAUAACUGGCUGACCCAUUCCUAUCAUGGCCAUGCUUCCCCAUUUUGGAAAAGCUUGUUGGGAAUUAAGUACAUCAUCGCCAAGGCUGGAUGUAUUGUUUUGGGCAGUGGGGAUUCUAUUAGAAUAUGGUCUGAUCCUUGGAUCCCCGAUCUUCCAGGCCACAUUCCUUCCCCUAAGGCUGAUGCUAAUCCAGACUUGGCCUUGACGGUGGUUGAUCUCAUUCUGAAAAUCCCCAUCCCAAUCAGCCAUUCAGUGGAUAGUUGGUCGUGGACUGUCACAAACUCGGGGUCUUUUUCAGCCAAAUCUGCUUAUUGGCUGUGCAAGGCAGCCUCGUCCCCCUCGAAUAUUGAUGCUACUAGGGGUCAAAUAUGGAAAUCCAAGCUUCAUGAGCGCCUUAAGAUGCUUUUGUGGAUAAUUGCUACCAAUGUGCUGCCUUCUAAAGAGGUAAUCAGUAGAUUUAAUGAGAAUAUUGAUAGUUGUUGUUCAUUGUGCGGUUUGGCUACUGAGUCUUCCCUUCACCUAUUUACGGUUUGUGCUAUUGCUAAAGCUGUAUGGUUUCAAAGUCAGUGGGGGUUGAGGAUGGAAGAGGUUGGAUUUGAGUCCACUUCGGACUUUAUUGGCUUUCUCAUUUCUCCUCCAUUUGUGGACAAUCUGAAUCCUUGUCAAAGAGAAGAUUUUUUGCUGUUUGGCGCCAUCCUCUGUGAUGUUAUUUGGAAGCUCAGAAAUAGUUCCAUAUUUGAUUCCGUUGUGCCCAACUUGGAGGGAGUUGUGUCAAGGAUUUUUAGCCUUUUUGCUGAACAUAAAAAUUCAAGAGCAUCCUCUACUAGUCAUCUGGCCUCCGCCUCUCCUCAGGUUUGGUUUCCUCCCUCAAGGCGGGACAUAAAAAUAAAUGUAGACGCAGCAGUGGGUCCUCGCUUUUCUGCCAUCGCUGUAGUUGUGAGAGAUUGGAGAGGGGAGUUGGUGUUUGCUGGCUCUAUGAAAGUGAACACCACCCUCCCUUUUCAAGCUGAAGCAGAAGCAGUUAGAUGGGCAAUCUCUUUAGCUCCUGCUCUGGAUGGUGAUUUUGUUCUUGUGGAAUCUGAUUCUCAAGUUGUUGUACAGCUUCUAUCAAAUUUGUCCCUACCUCCUCCUUGGAGAAUCAGGUCGCUUUAUGUUGAUUUGAGGUCUCUGCUCGCUCUCCAUGGUAAAGUGUUGGUGUCGUGGGUUCCUAGGCUGUGUAAUCAGGCUGCCCACAGCUUAGCAAAAUGGAGUUUAUCUUGUAAUUUUGUUGGCUCUUUUGGCAGUGAUUUUUGCCCGGACUGUCUCUCUUCUGUUGUUGUGAGAGAGUCCAGUAGGGAGUUGUAA
Quercus lobata is the source of this 4596-nucleotide messenger RNA. RefSeq lists its product as uncharacterized. Bases 1 to 4596 code for a protein of 1531 amino acids. Gene Ontology annotation, molecular function: nucleic acid binding; RNA-DNA hybrid ribonuclease activity. The transcript is spliced from 4 exons. NCBI's taxonomy places the organism in Eukaryota, Viridiplantae, Streptophyta, Magnoliopsida, Fagales, Fagaceae. The record is from RefSeq and is a predicted model, not a curated record.